UAUAAAUUGUACUCUUGCUCCUGGCUCAUCUUCAUUCUGUGUAAGUCCAUCCGAAUGAUAUUGUGCCGUGGCGUGAUUGUGAUAAGUUAAUUGUGAAUUUUAGCGCUCAAAGAAGCGUCUUGGUCAGGAGGAAAAGUCUAAAAUAGAAAUUGUGUUUGAAAAGUGCAUCUAUUGACUAAUAUUUACCCUUUAAGAUAAGCUAAUCCCCAGUAAUGGAACAUCGAACGAAAAUUGCAUCUCAGCGAAGUAGUACUGAUUGGACGAUUCCUGGCCAGAACAUAAACCGUGGUAUAGCAGCCAAGGUUUAUCCCAAACAGCGAUAUUCCCCAUACUAUGGAAAGACUCCAAAUGUCCCUGUGACUCAGCAUCAGGUCUCCCUGGCACCUGCAAGAAGUGGACUUGAUGCUGGAAAUCGAAACCUGAGCUUCAUAGCUGAACCUGACGAUAAAUCUCAAGCAGUUACUCUUCAAAUCAGCAAUCUGGACUCAUCGUUCAGCGAAACAACGCUGUGGAACAAUCUCAUUUCAAUGCUGAAGCCAAUAACUCCAGUGAUAUCGCUUAAAUUUGAUUCUCACUCCUGUGCUAAGGUCACAGUACCUUCGGACAAUUUUGCCAAAUCUGUUAUAUCACAUUUGCACCGGAAGAAGGUUGGACACAAGAGAAUCCUUGUGUCCUACAACAGAGAUGUCUCAUCCCAUGAGUACUCUACUCUAUGCUGCCAGGUUGGUUGCCUGCUCAAGGAUAUUCCCAAUCAUUCUGUACCCCUGUCUAAGUUCAGAGAACUCUUCCAAUCCCGCUUUAAGAUCACCAUCAAUCAGCUGGAGCUGUAUAAGAUGAAGGAUCUCUGCACGAUCUCUUUCAAUGAGAAUGGCGAUAAGUGCAUCACUUUGAAUUCAAAUUAUGUGCACAAUCUUACUGACAAUCCUCUGAUGAAUACCAGUCUUCAGCACAGUGUGCCCUACUGUAGGAUUCACUUCCAGCAGGAGCAGUUCAAGGGAUGGGCAGAGAUGGAGAUUGAACCUCUGCCCAGUGUAAUGCUAACUCUCAGUCAAAUUAGGCUUAUUGUACAAUCACUGCUGAAGAGUCAUCAGGGUGACAUUCCCAUCUCUUCUCUGAUCUACUGCAUCAAGUGCACCGUGGACUUCCCGAUCUAUCCCAAUGAGAAUGGCGUGAACUUUGAGCACUUGAUCUGUUGCAUUCCUGGCAAUCAGAUUUGCAGCAAUGCCUUUGGGAUCCGUAUUCUCACCUGGCAGGACACUAAUGAGUCUAGCACCGAGACUUUACCACCAGUGGCAACAAAUCCUCUCCAUCAGAUCUCUAAGGAAGUCAUUGAGUUGCUCAAAGUCAACCCAAAAGCCACCAUUCAGUUCAACAAGUUCAUUCCGGCGUAUCACAAUCACUUCGGGAAACAAUGUCGUGUGGCUGAUUAUGGCUAUACCAGGCUCAUUGAUCUCUUCGAGGCUCUAUCUAGUGUUGUUCAGGUGAUGGGCGAAGGGGAAAAUCGCUUGAUCACUCUUACCCAUCGCACGCAAAUCCGUCGUUUCACUGCCGAUCUCUACAAGGUACUAAGAGGACAAGUGAACAAAUCCCUAUUGCUAUCGCAACUCCCUGAGAUCUUCAGUCAAACCCAGAAUCGACCCUUCGACAUCACGGAUUACGGAGUAUGCUGCAUCACAGAUAUCCUCGAUGGAUUGAUGUCCAACAACACAGUGGUCAUUCAGAACAUUCCCGAAACGGGAGAUAUGCUCAUAUCCAUCCCGAAAAGGAAGCAAACCCAAACGGAAAUCGAGAAUACUUGUGUCUUUGCGGGGGAAAUUGUUGAGUUAUGUAGAAAUGCAUCACAGUAUUCGAUCUUGUUCCAUAAAUUGGUCCGCUACUACCACUAUCACUUUGGCUUCCAAUGUCGCCUCAGUGACUACGGUUGCCUAAAGCUAGCAGAUCUCCUGGAGACCAUAACUGGGAUCAUUGAGUUGGAAUUCAACAGUUAUGAACAGAAGAGGAUAUUUUUGGCGCCAAAAGUAGCUCAGCGGGUCUUUGUGGAGCAAAUGCACCAGAUUCUUCAAUCGUGCACAGGAAAUGCAUCCAACCCGGUGCAACUCAACACCCUGCUGCGAUACCACAAAAAUCAAUUUGGCUAUCAGAUACUACCACAAACCCUUGGAUUCACCUCAAUGGAGGAUGCAAUGCAGAAUCUUCCGUACGUGGAAGUGAUCUUCAAGCAAGGACUUACCUGGGUACUUUGUCACUACAACAGUGCUGCUUUCAAUGGUCUUUGCUACAAGGUCUGCUCCAUCUUCAUUGAGUCCUUCACCGAUCGGAUGCCCUUUACAAAUUUCAAGAAAUUACUGCAGGAUCAGAGCAUUCCAGUGGGGGAUUCGAAGGUCCUUGCUAUGCGUCAUGUUUUGGAAAUAACGGUGAUGCAUGGGUUAAAAAUGGUUGUUCUGACUCCAGCCAUAAAGUUCUUAUUCUCUGUGAUUGAUGUCCUGAGCAAGACAUUCUGCCUGAGUGUCGUGAACCUCAAAGCAAUGCUGAAUCUCAACAUAAGUAGCUGCUUCCAAUUUGGGUACCCAAAUCUCUCUACCAUGCUCAUGGCCUAUCCGGACAUCUUUGUUUUCUCUCCAUCCACAAAUAUUUGUGAUCGUUCCACUGUGAAACUCAAUGAGAAUUUUGUCCUGCUGAAGUACAACAUCGGGGAAUAUCUCAGUUCGAUCAAGAAUGAUCCUAUUCCACAGCCAAUCGCCCAGAAGGAAGUGACAUACACCGUUCAGCCGAAGACACAAUGCAGAAUACCUCCUCCACCUGGUCUGGGUUUUCCAUCAAAUCCCAGACCUUGCAGCUUCUCUGAUACCGCAGCAUUUGAUUCAUUCGAGUGCUUCACUUCGACUCCUUAUCAACAGUCAUCUGCAACGAGUAGUCAGGAAUUUCAUCCGAAACUCUACGAACGGCGCAAUGCACAGGUUCCUGACACUCUCACAUAUGGCAUCAAUUCUAUCAGCCAUUUGGCAUCGCUGUUCUAUGAACCACCAAAGCCAGACACUCCAUCAACCAACAACAACAUGCCUUACUGGGUUGAUCCCGUGUGGCGCUACCAGAUCACUCCGCCCGUUGAAUGCGUCAAUAUCCAACUUCCGGAACUCAGUACUCUAAAUGUCUUCCCAAUUGUUGUAUCUCCCUUCAACAUUCAAAGUAAAUUCCAGUUUGAUUCCCAGUCAGGCCAUUCCAAUCCGAAAGUUCCCAAUUCUUUAAGUGCCGAAGAUCACUCCAAAAAUUAAUUAGUCAGCCAGAACGAAACGCAUGAGAUUUGCAUGUAUCGCUUACUUAAUUCAUUUGCAUGCCCCUUGAGCAAUAAAAAACCAAUUAUCGCCCAAA
Phlebotomus papatasi is the source of this 3369-nucleotide messenger RNA. RefSeq names its product meiosis regulator and mRNA stability factor 1 (gene Marf1). Gene Ontology annotation, molecular function: nucleic acid binding. The coding region runs from base 213 to 3272 and encodes 1019 amino acids. Lineage: Eukaryota; Metazoa; Arthropoda; Insecta; Diptera; Psychodidae. The record is from RefSeq and is a predicted model, not a curated record. The transcript is spliced from 5 exons.